Molecule: messenger RNA, 8896 nt
Organism: Corythoichthys intestinalis (scribbled pipefish)
Lineage: Eukaryota; Metazoa; Chordata; Actinopteri; Syngnathiformes; Syngnathidae
Gene: znf574
Product: zinc finger protein 574
Exons: 10
Coding region: 174-3080 (968 amino acids)
Source: RefSeq, a predicted model, not a curated record
AACGUUACAUCGAACCGCGGUGAGUCACGGCACAUUUAUUGGCUUUUAUUUAAUACAUUUCGCGAUACAUCUCCUUCAAUAUAAGUUGAUAUUUGGACAAUUCACCGGGGUGCCAUCAGCAGAUCCUCGAAUUUUGUCUGCCGCCGCCAUUAUACCACCGAAGAAGGGGUACCAUGGAGACCCAGUCAGUGUACAUGUGCUUCCCCUGCUACAAGGAGUUCAAUACCCUGGAAGAGGUACUCAAGCACCAGGUGACAUGCACGGCCGAGGAGGACCAGGGGGAUACGUCCCGCGUUGCGCCUGUUAUUGUUCCGAUGCUCCAGACGCAGCCACAGUUAACACAAGAGACCCUAGGCACACAGAUCCAAGUGCAAUUGGAACAAUUGCCUGAACAACCUGUUGAUGAUGCAGAGCAGAAGACUGAAGUCAUGGUGCAGGAGGCCGAGCUCAGUGAAGAUCAGUUGUUGGACCAACCGCGAAUCCUUUACCAGUGUGGGGACUGUGAAGAGCUCUUCAAGAGCCUGGACAUGUGGCAGCAUCACCGCAAAGAAGGCAUCUGUCUGAGGACCGUCAUCGUGGGCGGGCCUGACACAGAGCCACAGUCUUUUUUGCAACCCGAUGAGCCUCAGCCUAUGGCUCAGGCUGUUUUGAAUGACGACAAGCCUGCUGAAGCAGAUGGAUCGGCGGUCGUAGAGGAACCGCAGCAAGUCGGCGAGACUUCUUCAGGCAACGCUUCUGAUCAGACUGCUCCUGAGGUUGUUAAAUUGUCAUCUUCACAAGAAGAGUCCUCUGCCAGGAGGAGAGGCGCAUUAAAGAAGCCCAAACCCGAUCCUGUGCUGCUUUGCGUGGACUGCGGCUCCUGCUUCGGCCUCGUCUCUGAACUCGUGGCUCACCGCAAGACUCACGGCUUUGAGGAAGCUCUGCAUCACUGCACGGUGUGCGGUGAAAGCUUCCUUAACACCACACUUUUCCUCUACCAUCGCAAGCAACACAGGCAAAAAGGCGAAGGAAGUGCCACCUUGGCGACCGGCCUGUCGGAGAAAACGCACUUGCAGAGUAGCGUGGUGGACGAGCAAGCACCGAAUGGCGCUCAGUCAGCCUCUUCGACGCAGCGCACCGAGCUCUUCUUGUGCAUUCAGUGUGGCGCCAGCUUCAGCGAUGCUCCCACGCUGACCGUGCAUCGCAAGAUGAUGCACGACCUUGACAAUCCGCUCCACAGUUGCUCCCACUGCUCGAAGACUUUCAUGAAUACCACCCAGUACCUAUAUCAUCGCAGGCAACACCGUGUUCUGGAGUGUGGACCAAUAGAUGAAGGAGAAACUGCUGAUGAGAUGGUGUCUACACUUGAGGAAGCGGAGAGCUCAAAGCGUCCUCUAUCCUCGCCCAGCGCCACGAUGGAGUCUGAUGCACCGGUCGCAAAGAAGAGCAGGCCAGCUUUCAGGGUCAUCAGCAAAGGAAACAAAGAUUCAGGCUUAAAAGAAGACGCAGAGGUUGCAAUGACAGUGGACACCACAAACCUUCCUCCGCCUGCUAAGCUGCUGCAGGACUGGUCCCGCACUGCUUUGCCUCACGUGUGCCCCUACUGUGGCAAAACUUUCACCCGACGCGUUUUCCUGCGCACUCAUGUCUAUAGCCAUACUGGAGAAAAACUCUUCAACUGCAAGGUGUGUUCAAAGUCCUUCACGAACUCGCAGAGCCUGCUGCGUCAUACCAUGACUCACAGUGGAAACAGGCCCUUCUGCUGCGAUGUUUGUGGCAAAGACUUCACUCAGGCUGCUACUCUCAAGAGGCACCAGCUCAUUCACACUUCGAACCAGCCUCGCCGCAAGCGUGGACGCAGACCGAUCUGUGCUCCAGACAACGACGGAGUAGAUGGUCUCUUCUCGUGCCCCCUCUGUCCUUCACACUUUAACACAGAGGAGCAACUCAACCAUCACAAACUUCUUCACACCAGCAACCCGUUCCCCUGCCCGGAUUGCGGAGAGGCAUUCAGCCGCAGAAAGGACCUCGACCUGCACUCGCUCACCCAUCAAGACAAGGAGCCCGUCGUGUGUUCUCACUGCUCCGCCCAGUUCAUCAACGAGGCCGUUCUGGACAUCCACCAGCAACGCUGUACUGGUUCAGAAGAGGACAAGAACACCGGACGUGGGCGCGGACAAGGCAGAGGCCGCUCCACCGGACAGAUUGAGUGUGAUCUAUGCGGCCACCGCUGCAUGACCCAAGAGGGCCUGGACCUCCACCGACUGUCGCACACCGGCCAGACCCCACUCAAGUGCCCGGUUAGGCCUUGCCGCCGCCGUUUCAUCUCCAACAAGGCCCUCGAGGAGCACGUUCUGGCCCACUGUCAGGGCAAGAUGGGCAAGCCCAAGAACCGAGUCCGCUUUGAGUGUCAGGUCUGCUUUAAAGGAUUUGCCUACAACUCCACCUACCAAGUUCACAUGAGAACUCACACCGACGAGAGACCCUUCGAGUGCUCCACCUGCGGCAAACGCUUCCGUCAACUGCCCCACCUGCAGGACCAUGAGCGCAUCCACAGUGGCGUGCGGCCCUUUUGCUGCUGGAUCUGCGGCAAGAGCUUCAGUGUGGCGGCCCGCCUCACCGAGCAUGCUCGCACCCACAGCGGUGAGAAGCCGUACCCGUGUCCCAACUGCCCCGCCGCCUUCCGCUCCCGCUCCAACCUGGACAAACACAUCAGGCAACACGGCGACCAGGCCGCUCAGGCCGCUGAGGAAGUAGCCAGCGCCACUGAGGCGGCGCAGGUCCAGAAAGUGCUGGAGGGCGCCAAAGCACUCUCUGCACUGGCCACCACCACCACACAAGUGGAGGUAGACGACAAUGGCAUGCAGACCAUCUAUGUACUUCAGGCGGGCGAGGGAGGGGGCGAGGCAGUCAUGAUCCCCGCCGAGGAACUGAGCGGCUUGGACGGGACGUCACAGGUUGUCAUCUUGCCCUCGUCCAUGCUGGGAGCCCAGGGCAUCACCAUUCCUACCAUCACCAUGGAUGGAAGUGAGAUCACCAUGCUGGAAGCCACGCAGUCCCCGCAGCACUCUAUCGAGUUCAUUGUGGAGGAGACCAUAUGAGCAUUGGUUUGCAUGAAGAACUCUUUUUUUUUUUUUCUUUCUUUUUUCUUUUUUUUGUGUGUGGGGGUGUGUGCUCACUGGGUGAAAUUUCACAACUUGAUGUUUUUUGUCCCACAAAUGCGAUGCUCACAAUAUAUUAAGGAUGGAAAUUCAGGAUGAACCUUAAGUGCACUGUUUGUUUGACCGAAUGUUAGUUGGUGAAACACAUGAACUACUCAAUGUUCCUAAUGUGGAUGUCUUUAGUUAUUGACUUAUUCGCUGACAUUAAAGGCAAUUCAUUCACGGUUUAAUUCAUUUGAACUGGGAGAAGCUGGCAGUUUUGAUCGCUGCGGACCCUCCCAGUCUACAAUAGAUUGGAUAUACAGUAUACUGUUGUCAAUGGCAGCCAAUGAGUUUGAAAGAAUCCCUGUUGCGAAUGUAGAGACAGUAAAACGAAGGUCAGCUGUAAAGGUCAUAGUGCAUUUUUGGCUCAUGCAGAAUUUUUUUCCCCAUAUUCUGAACAUCAAUCUCAUUAGUUUUUUUGUUGUUGCUUGGUUUAGCUAGUUAAAUUUGUACCUUUACUCACUAUGCCUUAAAAUGAACUUAAACCUUAAUAGGUCCCUUAUAUGUACCAUCAUCAUUUCCUUUACUAUUUUUAACGCCACCUCCCAAAAUCUAUGAACAUAUUCGUCCUGGGAAAAAAAAUAAUGCUGGAUACAUUUAAAAAAAAAUAAUUUUUAAACCUUCAUUAUUUUGUUUGUAAUGGAUAUUUAAAACAAGCUGCUGAUCCUGUCUAUUUAUUUAUUUAAGAGACCCAUCCUCCAUCAUCUCCCCCCAACAUUUUCCCUUUCCAAAAAACUACUUUGAAAAAAAAUCUCAAAAAAAUUUAUUCUGCAUAAAUUUAGAGCUUUUAUUUAGCUUGUAAUUCAAAUCGAGCUAAUGAUCUUCGUUUUCAAAAUCAAUGCUACAGAUCCUAUGCUAACGUGUUACACAUGCUAAUCAUUGCAAUUGUGAGGAACCUCUGGAGAAAUUUGCCACUUCCUGUUUUGAAUGAAAAAUAUAGCUCUACCUAGCUGACAAAUUUAAUGAAAAAUAAGCAAAAACUUUUUAGUAAAAGAAUCAAGUGUUUUUUAUUUCUAGCUUUUCCAUUUUCAGCUCAGUGAAGGAACAGAUGACAUUUAAAAAUGCUUUUCACUCAGUUCCGACCGGUGUUCAUUCACAGAUGAAAUGGCUUGAAGUGAAAUUCUUGAGAGGGACACAAUGUCCCUUGGAUGGCUCAAAGGUUAAAUGAAAUCACAUUGUACAGACUUGUUUGUUAAGAGAAGAUCCGUUCAUAAAAAUGUCUCUUAAAACUCCUCAGCAGCAGAUCAUCCAGUGGAGAAGCCUUUAGCGGCCCCCGCUGUCACCCGCCUCUUCUGGCUAACAAGUGUGGGAGUGAAAUAGCACCCAGCUCAGCAGCAGUGGAAGUCAAGAGUGCAUCUUCCAUCAUCCCCCCCUUACUGUCACCAACCGAGCGAGGUGCGUGAGAAGUAGAAUUGUGUGUUGAUCAGCUUUAAUUUGGCGGGCAUUGUUAUUGAUUGUUUUUGUCCUCUAAUCAAAUGCAUUCUCUUAUUAAAAAUACAAAACAGCGUGACACCUGUGAUGAUUUGUGCUAUGUAAAAUGUUGUCGGCCAGUUUUGAUGGAAUUAAUCCAGUGUUGUCGCCGUCGAAAAUCAAAAAUAAUGAUCCUAUUCUCCAUCAAGAGUUUAUGGGUGCAGCCCACCCUUGUGAUUGCUGACAGGAGGGGGUUUAAACACAGGUGCACAUAUACACAUGUACGCAAACAAACAUAUCCACUCUGUCUUCGUUUGCUUCCGUGUCAUGGAAUGGAGAAACGCUGAUAAUAGAGAGGGGAACUCAAAUGGGGAAAUGGUGUGGGCUUGUGGUGCGAAAGGAAUCCGGCGACAGCAAUUUGUCUGCCUUUUAUUGCUUUCUUCUGAUGGUUUAAAAAAAUGCAUUUUAACCCAACUCUAUAAAAGAAGACCAUAGAAAUUUCACAUAAUAACAGUAACAAGAUACUCUGUUGAUUAUUUGGAAAACUAUACAAUAUUUCCUUAAUUAAAGAAUUUUAAUAUAUUUACACAUUUGACACAAUCAACCACUGGUGUUGCCAGGUGUGGGUAAAUCCAGUGUAGGGCUACUGCACCUUAAAACAUGUUUUGUUUUCUCCUUGAUAUAACUGUUGUUAUGAUUUGGUCUAAACAAAUAAAAGUUGAUUUGAUUUUAUUUGACUUAGAACACAUCCAUAACUGAACAGUAUGGACAUGAAGGUGACAAUGUUUUUUUAAGGUAACCUAUCGUGGUUCCUUGGUUUUAUUAUUUUUAUUAUAGUUAUUCUUUGUUCCGCAGCCCUUUUGAGCUCAAUUUGACCCCCUUAGAAUGCUUCAAAAUGCACCAAAAUCGGCAGGCAGGUCAAGACGGGUGCAAUCUUUGAUACCUAUACACUAUGUAGCGCCCCCUAGCAGUCAUUCUUUGUCCCGCCGACACUUUGAGCCCUACUUUGACCCCCUCAGAAUGCUGAAAAACUCACCAAACUCAACGACCAGGUGAAAACUGGUGAAAACUGAUAAAAUGUAAAAAAAAAAAAAAAAAAAUCAAAAAAAUGCGUAAAUGUGUGUAGCGCCCCCUAGGAACAAAACCAACAUUUCAUUUUUUUUUUAAGGUGAAAGAGGAGGUAACAACGCAAAGGUUUAAAACUUAGAACACAUCAAUACUACCCCUGUCCCCCUGGUAACGCCCCUGCAAUCAAGUAUACAUUUCGCUAAUGCUGGGAAGGUCGCGGCUCCGAUCUUGCAUCGCCCUCCUGCGGCUCCUUGGCGCUCCGCCUUCCUCUCUCUUCUCUGCCUUGGUAUCUGCCCUGCGCUCCGGUGCGGGCCGCUGGCUGAAUGCCGGUGGGUCGGCUGGAUGUCGCCUGCUCCGGCGGGGGGCCCUUCCCAGCCCUGGGGUUGGUGGGCCGUUUGGGGUCCCAUGGUGUUUCGCGCCGGCAGGGGGAAUGUGGUUCGUGGGCCGGUUGGGUGUGAGGGUUGGUGGUGCGUCCCCUCUUCCCAUCCCUGAAGGCCUUUUGAUGGGGCUGCGGGUGGCCCAGGGGACCACCCUGGAUCCCUAGGGGGUGGUGAUGGCCCUAUUGCUGGGCUGCGGGAGGAGGGAUGGGAUGGGCUGCGCUGGCUCCCCGCCUCCCCUUCCAGAUUGGCUGGGGAAGGUCGGGGGCUCUGGUGGUGGUGGCACCCACCCGGCAUCUCCAUUCGCCUGCGGGAAUAUCACGUUAGAUGGGACUCACGCAUGACUAGGUAAAAUUAGACACACUCAAGUAGGAAACCUCGGUGUCUGGAUUAGCGAAGAAACAGCAUAGAAUAGGUUGCCAACAUACUCACACUCGCAAAGGAUUCCCACAAAUACUGGGUUGUAGAUUUAUGUACACUUCACCCCUUCCAAUCACUUAUCUCUCAUACCCCCCCCCCCCCACAUGGUGUCAACUGGGAAUACAACUAGCUAAAGAUAGCUCAAACAUAUUCAUAGAGUAGGCAAAUUAUUGUCAUUAUGAUAGUCUUAUGACGCCGCUAUGAAAUAGUGUUUCCAUAUGUUCUAAAAAAAAAAAAAACUAAAAAUUAAAACAAUGAGGACAAUGAUUUAAAAGGACAAACGCAUACCUGCAUGCUGCUAUGCUUGUGACUGAACUGGAAGGAAUUAGGGCGGCAGCUAUCGAUUAUUUUAGUAGAUAAUUUAGCCGCUGAUAUCAACUAGUUAGUUCGAAUAAUGGAGUAAUCAGAUGACGAAAAUUUAAUGUGUUUCAGAAUAAAUUUUAGGAGAUGUAAAACAAAGGCUUGCUAGAUUUAGAUAUAAAAUUGCACUUCCAUUUCACAAGAGCAAUAAAUGCAUUAAAAAAAUAAAAUAAAAUACCUGAGCUUUGCCUCAAAUGGUAUUAAAAAAAUCAAUAAAUGAGCAUUUAAGAACAACUGGCUAACUUGCACGGCAAAAGUUUGCUUGCUUAAACGUUGUACAAUGCUAAGAUUUUUUUGUUUGUUAUACACAAUACUCUUAACAAAUCGUUUAAACACAUGUUCCCACAAAAACAAACAAACAAAAAAACGCUAAAUAUACCUAUAAACUGAAUUACGAAUGCUAAAACAGACGAGCUGGAUUCAGCCAUGUUAAAUGAGUUAUGUCAUAUUCAUUGUUGCCACUAGAGGGCAGUGUAUACACCCAAAUCAAUAAAACUAAAUGCAAACACUGUCAAAACAAACCAUUAGAACGCCACACUAAUUAAACGAAUUCUCGGAGCAGCAAAAUUUAAUUUGAAGCUUUUUUUCUAAUCGAAUCACUCGGUUUAAUCGUUUAAUCGUUGCAGCGCUAGAAGGAAUUACAUAGUCCAAUCCAUUUGAACUGGGAUGGCUAGCAACGAUCAUUCGCUGCCAGCUGUCAGUGGCUGUGAAUUAUUGUGAAUUAUUUAAAGUAAUUAUAGCUGAAAAAUGCUGUGUUCCUAACUACUAGUCAGUAUUAACAUAGCCACACAACAAAGUAAUGUUCUUGCCUCAUACAAAGCCAAACAGAUAUAAAAACAACGUUAAACCCCGCAGCAAAUAAUGACAUCCAAUGACUUUUACCACCACUUUGUUUGCUGCCAUUGCGUGUUCAUUUGUUAUCCAAUAAAAGAAUAAAAAUAAAUAAAUAAGUAAAAACACAAACCCACCUGUUAAUCUGAAUGGACAACAUCGUACGCUUAUUGGAACCUGUUUCCCCUGCAGUAAUAUGCAGCUGUCUAAUGGUGAAUUAGUUUUUUUUCCCCUUGAGAAGUGCUUCACAUCUGUGUUGCAUUCCAUAAACAUUUUACCACUCCUAUAAACUAAUAAUCCAGCUCAGGACUGUUGGACUACAUUUUACAAUUGGUAAUUAUGCCAGUACGCAUCUGGAAAGUAAUUGCAGUACCUGAGUUUCUCCAGAUUUAUUGGUUAGAAUGUUUUUUUUCCCCGUGUGAACAUUUAGGAAACAUAAUAGUGAUAAGGGUGUUCUGUACAAAUAGAAACUACGUACAGUGGGGCAAAUAAGUAUUUAGUCACCACCAACUGUGCAAGUUCUCCUACUUGAAAAGAUUAGAGAGGCCUGUAAUUGUCAACGCGGGUUAACCUCAACCAUGAGAGACAGAAUGUGGAAAAAAACAGAAAAUCACAUUGUCUGAUUUUUAAAGGAUUUAUUUCCAAAUUAGAGUGGAAAAUAAGUAUUUUGUUACCUACAAACAAGCAAGAUUUCUGGCUGUCAAAGAGGUCUAACUUCUUCUAACGAGGUCUAACGAGGCUCCACUCGUUACCUGUAUUAAUGGCACCUGUUUUAACUCAUCGGUAUAAAAGACACCUGUCCACAAUCUCAGUCAGUCACACUCCGAACUCCACUAUGGCCAAGACCAAAGAGCUGUUGAAGGACACCAGAGACAAAAUUGUAGACCUGCACCAGGCUGGGAAGACUGAAUCUGCAAUAGGUAAAACGUUUGGUGUAAGGAACGCAACUGUGGGAGCAAUUAUUAGAAAAUGGAAGACAUACAAGACCACUGAUAAUCUCCCUCGAUCUGGGGCUCCAUGCAAGAUCUCACCCCGUGGCGUCAAAACGAUGACAAGAACGGUGAGCAAAAAUCCCAGAACCACACGGGGGGACCUAGUGAAUGACCUACAGAGAGCUGGGACCACAGUAACAAAGGCUACUAUCAGUUACACAAUGCGCCGCCAGGGACUCAAAUCCUGCACUGCCAGACGUGUCCCCCUGCUGAAGUAAGUACACGUCCAGGCCCGUCUCCGGUUCGCUAGAGAUCA